CACUGCCCAUCCGGCCCAUGUACAUAAAUGGCUGGACGGGAGCAGUGCAGGAGCGGGUUGACGGUCAUAAACGGCACCCCACAUUUACAGCCUGUGCGUGCUCCCUGGGAGCGCACAGCACCGCAACCCGUUGCCCGCUGUGUCCGGAGGACACGGGAACACCGAUCGCUGCACGGGGACCUCUGUAUGAGGUCCCGAUCAUGUGAUCACUGCUUGGCCAAUCAGUGAUCACAUGAACAGUAGUAAACAAGAUGUCACUUGCUGACAUCAUUGCUUACUACUAGUGAAAUAUGUGCAUGAUCACAGAAGUCACAUGGUACAAGACUAUUCACAACAGCCUUGUACCAUGUGACAAGAUGUGACCAAUCACAGCUCUCACAGUA
Molecule: messenger RNA, 383 nt
Organism: Staurois parvus
Lineage: Eukaryota; Metazoa; Chordata; Amphibia; Anura; Ranidae
Source: the annotation of a GenBank genome assembly